Seriola dumerili (greater amberjack) is the source of this 3158-nucleotide messenger RNA. It is a transcript of the gene znf740b, whose product is annotated as zinc finger protein 740. Lineage: Eukaryota; Metazoa; Chordata; Actinopteri; Carangiformes; Carangidae. Gene Ontology annotation, biological process: regulation of transcription by RNA polymerase II. The coding region runs from base 230 to 1036 and encodes 268 amino acids. Gene Ontology annotation, cellular component: nucleus. Gene Ontology annotation, molecular function: DNA-binding transcription factor activity, RNA polymerase II-specific; RNA polymerase II cis-regulatory region sequence-specific DNA binding. The record is from RefSeq and is a predicted model, not a curated record. The transcript has 7 exons.
CUCUCGCCACACUGCAUACUUCUACAGCUGUACUCCAUAUAUAUGACCAUCAGCGUGCUCCACAUACAGUCCCGUUUGACCAAUAUAUCUCACCUGUGCAGGGAUGGUCAAUUUUCCAACAAGGCUUUGGCCCCUGAUGAUUUGGGUGAGUGUGGUCUCUUCUGUCACCCCUCAUCCUGAGUGAAGCCCCCUCUGUUCCCCUAAACACACACGCAUUCAAACCACGGCGAUGACACACCAUUCCAACAACUCUGUUCGAGACCAUAUGAAAUGGGCUGGGUUGCUGGGCUGUGAGGCGGUGCUGUCCAGCAUGGCCCUGAUGCAAGCCAACAGCAUCCCAGGCCAGAAGAAGAUGAUGUCACCCUUGGGUCAGGGGCACAGGGCCAGUCCUGAGAGCCAGCAAACCCACUCGCAGCACAACCACCAUGGACACCAGGUUCAUCAUGGACAACCACACAACAGCCACAUGGGCCAUCCUUCAGCCGGGAGCUGUCCACCCCUGCUAAUCCGAAAAGACGGUGAUUAUCACUCAUCAAGACUGAUGGAUGGAAAGGACAUGCAGGCAAACCAGAAUAUGCAACCCAAGAAAAAGCACAAAAAGUCAGGGUCAUCCAACAAAGUUAAAGAAAAAGUGGAGCAUAUACUUCCACCAGUCGAUAUGGAUGACGACAGUUCCUUGAAGGUCCAGAAGAACUUCAUCUGUGACCACUGCUAUGGAGCUUUCCGGAGUAGCUACCACCUCAAGCGACAUAUACUUACACAUACAGGGGAAAAGCCGUUUGCUUGUGAUGCGUGUGAUAUGCGGUUCAUUCAGCGUUACCACCUGGACAGACACAAGAGGGUGCACAGUGGAGAGAAGCCGUACCAGUGUGAUCGCUGCCAUCAGAACUUCUCGCGGACAGACCGGCUGCUGAGGCACCGUCGUCUGUGCACAGUUGGGAUGAGCAAAGAGGAAAACCAGUACUCACAGGAUGCAUCUGCCCAUCCAGCUUCCUGGAGCCCCCUACAGCCUUCUAACAACCGUCUGACUGUCUGACCCCCCGCCCCCCAGGACCCCACAGAGAUCCUACAGACAACAGCAGUCUGCAGCUCAGUAAUGUCGAACAUUGGAGCUCAACAGUACUGUAACCUGAAAACAGCCUAGCUUAAACACAACCAAACUUUAGUUUGCUCUCACCAGCUCAUUCAUAGAGCUUGAUAGUAGGUUUUUGUACUUUUUUUAACUACUAUUACAUUCAUGAUACAUGCAAACGGAGGAAGACAAAUUCUCAAUCUUGGACAACAGAUCAUGGUAUUCUGGCAAUAAUUUCACGAAAAACUCCUUUUAUCUGAAAGGUUGCAGGUAUUUUUUGGUAUCACUGCCAAGAGAUUACAAGUAUUUUUGGCUGCAUGGACUGUCUGCUGUGAGCCGCAGAGCUGCCCGUUACUUCAUGUGGACAGUUCACAUAAGGACACAAACACAGAACCGUGUAGCUUUUUAGUUUCCUUCUCAUUUUAUUUUCCUUAGGUUACUAAUCAUGGACCAGCUUCUGCUGAUAAGUGAAACAGCACAGCAGACUUGUGGUCCGUGCUGCCUCGAGGAAGUAAUUACCCACCUAUCCAAUACUGUGUUGUGUGCUAAACACAACAACUACAGUAUACAACACUAAAGACAGGUUGAAUAACACUGACGGUUAACUAGAUUCUCCUGAAAUGUCAAAUAAUCUUGGUGUUAGUUAAGUUGUGUUGCGACUGUUGGCACACAUGUUCACUACUGUUCCUUGUUUUAAAGGGGUGAUGUCCUGACUGUUAAUAGGUUACACUGUUGAAAGGCUGUAGAAGGCUGACAGGUUUUGUAGGAAUAGCCGAGAUUUUGAACAAAUUUAGUGAGCUUUUUUGUAAUGUUUAGCUGGAUGUAGGAACCACUUACUUGUGGCAAAAAUGAGUUGCUUCCUAAAGUGCUUCUGUAAUAACACCCUCGAGAUAAAUUCAGUGCGUUUACCGUCUCCGUCUCUGUUCCUAGAAACCACUGUCAGUCUUACUUCUUUCCACUCAGUGUUAGAUUCCUCUGACUUUGAAAGACUUUCAAAAGUAUUUUUAUAAGUGAGGCUGGGUCAGCAUAUUAUCUGUAAUGCUGAGAUCUACCUAAAAGUUUCUGACAGUGCAUUACCCUGUGAAAUCUCAUCAGAACUGAUUUUUAUGAGGCUGUUUCCACAGAGGUGGAUCAAAAGUCCAGCCCUAGACCUAAAAUCAUUUUCACUGCUGGUACUGGGAAAAUUUUCUUGGUGCUAACCAGUUUUAGUUCAGUGCUCGUGAAAAUGGCCCAGAUCAGUUCAAACAGUUUAAAGUAUAAUUUUGCUCAUCCAUUAGAUUUUGAGAGCUGACCUCUGUCUUGACCUGACUGAAUGUGAUCUGAAUACAGUGCCAUGUCAUUUCAUCUCCAGUUUGACCUUGAGCAUCUUCAGUGAAGAUGAUAAUUGUACUUUGUGGACAGGGCAAUACAAGGUCCAUGUGAUGUUUUCUAUGAUGAUAACUUACAUUAUAUUACUGUAUGUUCAGGCCUCUGUAGAAUCUAAUCAGUUUGUAAACACUGGACUGGAGAUGGUAGCUCAAUUGUAAAAGGAAGACGGGAGUUUUAACAUUUGUUAUCUGUUUAGAUUAAAACAUGUUUUAUAGUAGACUGGUAGUUCUGUUGCUGUCAGACUUUUAGAUCAAGUGAAAGGAGUUUGGGGCCCAUCACUGACUUGUCUCCUGUUUAUGAAGUUAAUAUAUAUAUUGAAAUUGUAGUAGGGGUAGAAGAUAGUACGUAUGGGACCUACACUCCAAAAGCAAAUCAAAGUAUUUACAAAGUUAUAAUCAUUAGUCUGAUGAUUUCUUAUGAAAACUGAAAAGGCCAUGAGUUAUUGUUCAACUUGCUAUUAGGAGUAAAGUAAGAGCUGACACUCUUUCCCUUUUUAGUAUAGCAGCCAUGAUUAGUCAGCAUAUUUUUUUUAUUUUUCUUUUGCAUGUAUUUGUUGGAGGAACUUGUAUACAUUUUCUUUGUUUUGGUAAAGAGAUUUUUUUCAAUGUUAGCCCCAAUGUUUUUGUCAUUUCAGGGGUGUGAAGUAAAGACUCAGUCAAUCAUACUGUAGUGAAUGGAGAUUUAUGGCCCCAAGUCUCAAUAAAGCUGUUACAGUUUU